This is a messenger RNA of Symbiodinium sp. CCMP2592, 1287 nucleotides long. Lineage: Eukaryota; Dinophyceae; Suessiales; Symbiodiniaceae. The record is from the annotation of a GenBank genome assembly.
AUGCCCGACUCGAAGCCCAACGAGAAGAGGCUCGCUUUACUGAAAGAGUUCCUCGAGGACCUGCUGAAACCAGGGUAUGUGAACCAAAGAAUCGAAGAUCUGAAGAAAAAAGCCGCGAAGCUCAAGAAGGAUUCGAAGGCCCGGGCCCUGUUCCCAAUAAAGAAGACUAGCCGAAUUCUGUUGCAGGAGACCACUCCCUUUCUGUAUCGCUUCCUGGAUGUGUCGAGCGCUUCUCCUUCUGAAGAGCAGGUUGUCUCUGAUUUCAACUUCCCGAUCAUCGCGAGCUACUGCUCCUCAUUUGCGGGGGACCUCCCCACAAAGAAGGAGGCUGCAAUCUUUUGGGCCGGGGGCCACUUUCGCCUGAACGACAGCCUGACCAAGCAGGAUUGGGCAGAGGAGGAGGCGGCCGUGUUGAGAACAUUUGCCUCGUGGGCCUGUAACCGGAAGGGCAGCUCCCACGAAAAGUUGGCGGCACUGAAACAGAUCAUUCAAGCCCGAAAGAAGGACAUGAAAGCAGCUGGCAUUCCUGGGACACCGGAGGAAGACGCCGAGGAUACCGAGGAUGCCGCCGGGACCUGCAAUGCAGAGGAAGGGGGCGAGGAAGAGGCGAGGGAAGAGGAUGACUGUUUGCCGGGGGAUGGUGUGCAGAGUGACGCCGAGAAAGAUGGAACAAAGGGAACCUUCCAGGAUGAGAAAAACCAGAAGAUCCCCGCCCCGAAGCUCCCGAAGUCUGUGAAAGAGAAAGCUAAGAAGAUGCUGAACGCGCAAGCCAAGACACGGAAAGCGCUGCGACAGAAGAAGCAAGCUGGUGAUGAAGGAGAAGGCGAGGAGGCCAAGGAUACCCCCAAGGAUGAAGAGGGUGAUGAUGAGGAAGGGCAGGAGCGUGAAGAGCCAGAGGAAGAGGAGCAGGCAGAUGAGCAAGAAGAGGAGCAGCCUCCCGAGCGAGUCCCCGAGCAAAAGCCCAAAACAGCAAAGCAGGCUAAGGACAACGAGCGUCUCGCGCAGGUGAAAGACCGUUGGCGACCUCGGUUCGAGGCACUGAACAAGAAGGACCCCCGAAUGGAGCUGGACCACGGGGUGCUGUCUUCUGACAACCAAAGGUUCAACCCUUACUCGGGGUGCUUCUACAUCAUGGAUGCAACGCAAGAGCGCCUGGAUAAAGUGAACCGGAAAUUCGGGCAAGAUUUCCAGGUGAAUCGAAAGGAUGGAGCCAGCCUCGGCUGGAACAAGUUCGACUCGCUGGGCAAAGCGCCUGGUGCUUGGCAUCUGCAACCGCUGCUGAGUUGA